Dovyalis caffra is the source of this 336-nucleotide messenger RNA. NCBI's taxonomy places the organism in Eukaryota, Viridiplantae, Streptophyta, Magnoliopsida, Malpighiales, Salicaceae. The record is from the annotation of a GenBank genome assembly.
AUGAAGGAUAUGAAUGAGGCAUUUAAGAUUCAAGAAAAUUCGACUCACCGGCAAACUGAGAGGUUAGGCUCUCAUGAUGAAGAUGUGGCAGAUUUUAUUGAGGAUGAAUCAGAUGUCUCUUAUGAUUCUUUGGCUAGAAAGAAUGCAUCAGAGUCCAAAUCUGAGGCAAAACAAGCUCCUUUUAUGACAGAAGACUGCCCAGAGCUAUUCAACAAUGGUACAGAGAAGAAAGUGGUAGGAGAUAAAGGUCUCUCUACUAGUGCAUUGCGUGUUCUGCCUCUUUAUUCCAUGCUUCCUACAGCAGCACAGCUCUAUGUAUUUGAUGAAGUCAAGUAA